CUCCGCUCUGAGGCCCGAAUCCUGAGCCAGGCACUUCCCAGAGCCCGGACCGGCCUCCGGGUGCGCGGGGAUGGCCGGGGGAAACCAGACGUCCGCUGAUGGGGGCCAGCUCUCCGCUCCGCGUCCUCCCGGAGCCGGCCAGCCCCAGCCCAGGGAGCCGCGGUGUAGCCCCGCGGGGCCUAGAGCCCCACGCCCCCGGCCCGCCCCAGGAUCGCGCCGCCGCUUGUUUACUCCCCGGCGCAGCCUAGUCCGACCCUGGGGCCCGCCCCCGCCUGCCGCCUAUUGGUGGAGGAAGCGCCAGGGCCGGCGAUAAUUGGCCCGGGGGAGGCGGAGGGGUAGGCUGCGCGGGAGGCCGAGAGGGGGCAGCAGGCGAUGGCGGCGGCAACGGCGGGUCGGCUAGGCUGGUUGCUCGCCGCGUUCUGCCUGGGCAACGCCGCCGCGGAGGCGGCUCCGGGUCCUCGAGUGCUGGGCGUCUGUCUGGAAGAGGACGGAGCGGCAGGCACGGGGUGGGCGCGAGGAGAGGAGGUGCGGACUGCUCCGGAGGCCACCUUCCGCUUGCGCCUCUUCGGGUCGGGCUUAGCCAACAGCUCCUGGUCCUGGGUGGCCCCCGAGGGGGCGGGCUGCCCAGAGGGCGGGCCGGUCGCAGCUCCAGACGAGGCAGCGGCCCCCACGGGCGAGUGGCGUGCGCUGCUGCGCCUGCGCGCGGAGGCCGCGCAUCCGCACUCCGCGCGGCUGGCAGUGCGUGGGGAGCCGGGCGGCGCGGCGGCCCCCACGGGCGAGUGGCGUGCGCUGCUGCGUCUGCGCUCUGAGUCCGCGCACCCGCACUCGGCGCUGUUAGCCGUGCGUGUAGAGCCGGGCGGCGAGGCGGCCGAGGAGGCGGCCCCGCCCUGGGCAGUGGGUCUGGGGGCGGCGGGGUUGCUGGCGCUGGCGGCUCUGGCGCGGGGCCUGCAGCUGAGCGCCCUGGCGCUGGCGCCGGCCGAAGUGCAGGUGCUGCGCGAGAGCGGCUCGGAGGCGGAGCGUGCGGCGGCGCGGCGUCUGGAGCCCUCAAGACGCUGGGCCGGCUGCGCCCUCGGGGCGCUGCUGCUGCUGGCUAGCCUGGCUCAGGCUGCGCUGGCGGUGCUACUGUACCGCGCGGCUGGCCAGCGCGCCGUGCCCGCCGUGCUGGGCAGCGCGGGGCUCUUGUUCCUGGUGGGCGAGGUGGUGCCGGCUGCCGUGAGCGGGCGCUGGACGUUGGCGCUGGCGCCGCGCGCUCUUAUCCUCAGCCGCUUGGCGGUGCUGCUCACUCUGCCCGUGGCGCUCCCGGUGGGCCAGCUGCUGGAACUAGCCGCGCGGCCUGGGCGGCUGCGGGAGCGCGUGCUGGAGCUGGCGCGCGGCGGUGGCGACCCCUACAGCGAUCUCAGCAAGGGCGUGCUGCCCUGCCGGACCGUGGAGGACGUGCUCACGCCCCUCGAGGACUGCUUCAUGCUGGACGCCAGCACCGUGCUGGACUUCGGCGUCCUGGCCAGCAUCAUGCAGAGCGGUCACACGCGCAUCCCCGUGUAUGAGGAGGAGCGCUCCAACAUCGUGGACAUGCUCUACCUCAAGGACUUGGCCUUCGUGGACCCCGAAGACUGCACGCCACUCAGCACCAUCACUCGCUUCUACAAUCACCCACUCCACUUCGUCUUCAACGACACCAAGCUGGACGCCGUCCUGGAGGAGUUCAAGCGAGGGAAGUCCCACCUGGCCAUCGUGCAGAAGGUGAACAACGAGGGCGAGGGUGACCCCUUCUACGAGGUGCUGGGCCUGGUCACCCUGGAGGACGUCAUCGAGGAGAUCAUCAAGUCUGAGAUCCUGGACGAGUCUGAAGAUUACCGAGACACCAUAGUGAAGAAGAAGCCGGCCUCUCUGAGCGCCCCCCUCAGGCAGAAAGAGGAGUUCUCCCUGUUCAAGGUGUCUGAUGACGAAUACAAAGUGAAAAUCUCUCCGCAGCUGCUCCUGGCCACCCAGCGCUUUCUCUCCCGAGAGGUGGAUGUGUUCAGCCCACUGCGGAUCUCCGAGAAGGUCUUGCUUCACCUGCUGAAGCAUCCCAGUGUCAACCAGGAAGUGAGAUUUGAUGAGAGCAACCGCCUGGCCGCACACCACUACCUGUACCAGCGCAGCCAGCCCGUGGAUUAUUUCAUCCUCAUCCUGCAGGGCAGGGUUGAGGUGGAGAUCGGGAAAGAGGGCUUGAAGUUCGAGAAUGGGGCCUUCACCUAUUAUGGAGUGUCUGCCCUGGCGGCGCCGUCCUCCGGUAAGCUGCAGCCACCCUGGUGCUGGGGGCUGGGCUGGCAGAGCCAGUGGCCCAGGCCUCUUGCAGGGCGGUCUGCCCUGCAACCUGCUGGCCCUUCUUGGCUCCGGGCUGCAUGGAGGGAGGGGCAGCCUUUCUUUAGGGCUCAUCUUUGUUGCCCUUCCCACCCAUGCAGAACCUCCCCAGGAAGAGCAUGUUUGUUCUCUUCAGAGUCCCCGAGUGAUGGGGGGUGGCCCUUAGAGGCUGUGCUGUUGUCCCCAGGGCAGGGCUGGCCCGCUCCACCACCGACUGUUCUUCCUGUAGUUCCCCAGUCCCCGGUGUCCUCGCUCCAGUCCGUCCGCCAUGACCUGCCACCCGAGCCCGCCGACGGCACCCGCUUGUCUGCGUAUUGUCCUGACUACACCGUGAGGGCCCUCUCUGACCUGCAGUUCAUCAAGGUCACACGGCUGCAGUACCUCAAUGCACUCCUGGCCACCCGAGCCCAGGCCCUGCCGCAGCCCUCUGAGAACGCAGACCUCCAGACCAUCCCAGGCAGCCAGACCCGGCUCCUCGGUGACAAGGCUGCCACAGCAGCAGGGUCCAACCACAGCAGACCCGGGCUCCCAGUGGAGGAGAGCCCCGGCCGGAACCCGGGCGUUUAACCGCUUGCCAGGAGCCCCAGAUCUGGGGAACAGAUAAGCACGUGGGGAACUGGAGCGAGCCAAGGAGUGGCCUCCUGCCAGCCCGUCCCCCGUCCCCUGCAGGCCACGUUUUAGAUGGCCUUCAUGUGCGGGUCCCGGCUGUCCUCAGAACCAGACAUCAGUGCCAGGAGCCUUCAGCAGGUCCUGCCCCCCUUAAGGAGAUGGGCUCAGCUGGGACCAGCUGUCCAGGUUGCUUCUGAACGGAAUGAAAGGAACAGCAUCAUCUCCAGUCCCCGGGGGCCAGCCUCCCUGUGACAGUGCAGUGUAUUAUACCUCUUCUGGCCAAGCCACAGUGCACGAUGACUGCCUUUAUGUGGCUGUGACCUGUACUCUCUUUGCUUUUAAUUUGCCAACCUUCUGCUGCUGGCAGCACUUUUUUGAGUGAACCAAGAGCACCGGUGUGGGCUGGGGGGUUCACAUCCACGGCCUGGGCUACAGGGACCUUUUCAGCUUCUCUUAUGGUGCCAUGCUUCAGAGCAUGCACUCAGCCUGUCCCAUGUGCCAAACGUAAAACAGGUCUGUCUCACCAGGCCCGCUGCCUCCUGUGGAGGUGGCUUUUUUGAUCCCAGCCCCAGCCCUGAGUGAGCAUGCUGGCCCUGGUGGGGCCGAGGAGCCUGCUCUUCCUGCUGCUCCUCUGCCUGCCUGGAAUUGCCACUAACAGUAUUGUCAUUUUCUGUGUUUAAGAAGAGGUCACGUGUGAGAGGAAGGGAUGGUUCUGCUGCACCUAAUCCUUUCUUCGUUGUUGGAUCCCAGGGAGGGUAGCCAUCAGCCCUGUUUCACACCUUCCCCCUGAGGCCCAUGGGUUGGGGGGGCGUGUGGCUGUCUAGUGCAUGGACUGCAGAGAGGGAGGCAGGGUGGUUCCGGGACCAGGUAGAUCCCCAUCACCUUUCUUAAAAAAACAUGAAAUCAGAGUUUCCUUAUAUCUCUGAAACAUUUCAAGCCCCUUACUUUUUUUCUUUUUCUAGCUGAGGGGUUUUAGAGAAGUGGGAACAAGAGGGCAUUCAUCUCGUCUUCUGGUUCACCUUCAUUCACCUUGCACAGUUCUUCAGUUGUGUAGAAACUGGGGCAUCACAGGGACCUAGGUAGGAUAGGGAGGGAGGAGGAUUUCUGGAAACUUUCUCAAAGGAUUUUGAGUUAUUAUCCAGGCUCAAUGGGAACGAAGGCCAAAAAACAGCAUGCUCACUUUAGAAAUUGUUCUCAAGGAAUUCUCUCCAAGAGCAAACUCAUCUGUCUCCAGAAUAGUGGUUCCUAACUUUGGCUGCACAUCGGAAUCACAUGGCAAAUAAAAAAAUGAUCCCUGGGGCCCACCCCCUGGGGAGUGUGAUUUUAAUCCGCUGGGCGCCAGGGUUUUAUUUUUUAAAAUAAUUUUAGAUUCAUAGAUCAUAUCCCCUUCACAUCAGCUUCCCUGAAGCUUCCCAGCUUCACAUGACAUAAUCCUGAUACUAAAAAAUCAAUGUUGGUACAGAACUAUAAAUUACACUUACUUGGAUUUUUAUCACUUUUUCCAGUAAUGUCCCUUUUCUGUUGCAGGAUCCACUUGAGGGUACCAUGUUGCAUUUAGAGCUUUUGCUUUUUUUCCUCUAACUUUUUAUUUUGAAAUAAUUACAGAUUCAUUAGGAAGUUGCAAGGACAGAGGUCUCAUGUGCCUGCCACCAGGUUUUCCUCAGUGGCCACAUCUUACAUAGGUACAGUGAUGUCUCAGAACCAGAGAUCUCCAUGCUGGCUCAGUGUGGGUGUGUAGUUCUAGAGCAACUUAGCGCAUGUAGAUUUGCGUAACCACCACUGCCCUCUACAGAACUGUUCCUCACCAGGAUCCCCUCCAACAGACCCUUUUAGAGCCAUACCCACCCCCUCUGGCCACCAUCCCUAAUCCCUGGCAACCACUAAUCUGUUCAUCAUCUCUAUAAUUUUUGUCACUUCAAGAAUGUUGUAUAAAUGGGAUCCCAUAGUAUGUAACCACUGGGACUGGCUUUUUUCCAGUGUAAUGUUUCCUAAGUGUAAUGUUCUGGAGUCUCCUGCAGGCUGUGUGGGUGCCAGUCGUUCACCCCUUUCUGACUGCUGGGUGCUGUUCCGUCAUGGGCUCCUGUCCUGUCUAAGGACAUCUGGGUGGUUCCCGGGUUUUGGCUAUUCCAAAUAAAGCUGCUAUGAACAUCA
Sus scrofa (pig) is the source of this 5103-nucleotide messenger RNA. Lineage: Eukaryota; Metazoa; Chordata; Mammalia; Artiodactyla; Suidae. The record is from RefSeq and is a predicted model, not a curated record.